AGCCUACCUCGGACACCAACCAAUCAGUGACGAGCAUGUGCAGAUGUCAGCCAAUGGCUGAUUCGAGGAGCUAUUUGUGGGCGGAGCUUGUGGUAAAAUAGAAAGCACGGGUCACAGCAUUGGACAGUGUCAGAGCGGAGGAGCUCAGUUCAAAUCAGGAGUGUGAGGAGGCGAAAGUUGAUAUAAUUUUGGAGUUUAUUUCGUAAGUAAAUAUUUAUAUGAGUGGUUGGACAGUGAAAUAAUUUAGAAUUAGUCCGUCUGUAGAAGUUUUGUGUUUUAUUUUGUUGGUUUUUGAGGCCUCCAUGGCUUUAUUAGCGUCCGACCAGAGCUACAAGCUAAACGGCACUUCAGGGAUUUAUGGGAAAGUUGGGUCAAGGAAGGAGGUGAUUCAAAAUCCUGCGGAGAGCUUAAAAAGUACUAAAAUGCAGCUCACAGAGACGGAUUACUCCACAGACGGACUCCCGAAAGCCUUCCUACACAGUUUGAGGACGUUGUUUGACAUCCUGGAUGACGGGGGUCGCGGUUUUGUCCACAUCUCGGAGAUUGAGAGCCGCUGGCAGGGCGCAGACACCCGGGACCUGCCCGGCGGGGUGCUGGGCUGCCUCCGGAGGGUCACCCCUCCGCAUGGCUGUCUCACCUUCGAGAGGUUCGUGGCGGGGUUGCGUUACUCCAUGCUCAACCCGGAGAACGGCUCCCACCACCUGAAGGCCCAGCAGCUCCUGAAGGAGCCCAAGAAACCCGCCCCGCUGUCCAAGGUCCGCCCGCUGAGGCCCAGCAACAUCACCAACACCCACCAGAACCGGCCUCUGCAGAACCGGGAGGGACCCGGAUACUCCGAAUGUGGACCCACGCGGUACGGUUCGGGCUUGGAGAGGUCCGGGCGCAGUUUGGAGCGCAUCCCGGUACCACCGGAGGGUGGUGGGGGGUACCGACCCGACCUGGGUCACCCUACCAAACCAUUCGAGCCGCAGAGGAGCGGAGUCCGGUCCAUCGAGUCCCUGGCUCUGGAGGGUUCACAGAUUCAGGAAGGAGGUGUCGUGAAAUCUGGUUUGCCAAGAUCUCAGAGUGAAUCGGCCACUGGGUUUACCGGGGGCUCCAGGCGCCAUGGGCGGAGUCGGGAAGAGCAGAGGAGGCACACCAUCUCCAACGGAGUUGACUAUGGAAUGCUGAAGCAAAUGAAAGAGCUGGAGCAAGAGAAGGACUCCCUGCUGGCCGGGUUGGAAGUGGUAGAACGGGCUCGAGACUGGUACCAGUGCCAGAUCCACAACGUCACAGAGAGACAGCGACAAGUCGGACAAAGCUCUGCGUGCACGGAUUUCUUUACUGAGGCCAGUCAGAGUCGCAUGAAUGUUCUCAUCCCUAAACUGCAAGAAGUCAACCGCUGUCUCAACGACCUGAUUUCCUGCACAGGAAUGUCGUUUCCUUCCACCAGCACUCCGACACCAGCACUCUCAGCCAGCACUCAGCCCCCACCUCCCGCUCCCCCACAAGCCAUCCAGAGACUAAAGGACCAGAACAGACUCCUCACUCAGGAGGUGACGGAGAAAAGUGAGCGGAUCGCGCAGCUGGAGCAAGAGAAGUCGGCCUUAAUAAAGCAGCUUUUCGAGGCGCGAGCUCGCAGCGCACAGGACGCCAGCACCAUGGAUUCCACCUUCAUCUGAAGCUGUCCUGCCCUCCACCCAGAACCUCAACUAGGAAUCGUCUUGUGGAAAGCUGAGGACGACGCUCGUUUUAGCACCUUUAGCCAUAACAGGCCCUCAACUGCAACAUGUGAACCACUCCACCACCAAACCCAGCCGUGCACUAUCUAGUCUCAAUCACUCCUCAGCCGACCCGAAUGACCGCAGAUGAAGCACUUUGAGUUGACGUCUUCGGGUUUUCUGCAGAAACACUCCAGACUGGAACCAGAAUCCCCGUCGCUCCAUUUAUAGACGGGUUUCACAGAAAACGGCACAUAAAGCUUCUGAUGGAAUAAAAACGCCAUAAUCAGACGAAAGCAAAUCAGCUGCUCCUGCUUGCUGUGAACUUUUUUAAUCUUUCAUUUAAAGUUUGCUAAUUCGAUUUAAUCAAUGAAAUCAAUAAAAUUUAAUCCAUGUAAAUGAAUAAUGGUAAGGUGUUUACCGGAUCUUUCUUUCUAGUUUUGCAGUGUUUUAUCUACGUGUUUUAAACACUGAAGAGAGGAAUAACUAGAUGAGAAUGAUGUAUCUCCUAUAGGCAUGUAAAGAAAUAUCCAGAGUUCUUGAAUGUUGUUUCACGCCUGAACACAAACUGCAUGGGAUCAUGGGAAACUGACUUGGUUGAAGCUCUUUUUCCAAGAGGGGGAAAAACCUUCACUGCUGCUGUUCUAGUGAACGUGGAUCGUGAGCGGAGAAACGGUCUACAAAGAUGCAGGCAGAACGGAGAAAUCUGAAGGUUUGCACACGAGAAACUAAAAACUGCGGACGGUACAAGUGAUAGAAUAUGUCAGGGGACGAUUCAGUUAUUUUAAAUAUUCCCCUUUAAGGAGUUAACAAAAUCUGCAUGUAUUUAUUGUAUCUCAUCGGCUUUGAUCUGAAAUUUUUAGUGAAAAAUGUAGAUUCUGCAGAUUAGUCACAGCUUUCUACAAGCUCCCUUUUAGCUGCAAACAGAUGGUUUUAAGACUCUGAAAGCCAUCCACGUGUUUAGAAAAACUAGCUUUAGAGUAGAGUAGAAAGAAAAUCAUUAUUUUCUCAUGUUUGUUUGGUACUGCUGGGAAAUCUGCACGUUUGUUACCCACUUUUUGUAACUUCCUCUUUGCUGCUCAAACUUCAUUCUGAGUCCACAGAUGUCAGAAUAAAACCUUAAAACGA
Oryzias melastigma (Indian medaka) is the source of this 2828-nucleotide messenger RNA. RefSeq names its product suppressor APC domain containing 2 (gene sapcd2). The coding region runs from base 303 to 1661 and encodes 452 amino acids. The transcript is spliced from 6 exons. NCBI's taxonomy places the organism in Eukaryota, Metazoa, Chordata, Actinopteri, Beloniformes, Adrianichthyidae. The record is from RefSeq and is a predicted model, not a curated record.